ACACUUACAGCGCCGCUGCCGCAAAAGCAAGGAAAAAAUCCGCUUCGCUUCUCUACUGCUCAACUGUACCGCCGCUUUUUGGUUAAUAUCUCGUAAAUUACGAUCGCACGCACACCGGAAGAGCGAGCAGAAUGUCGAGCGUGCCAAAGCGAGUCAAACUAGACGGCGCCCCCGCCGAUGGUAACACCCCAGCCGGCAACAACGAGGAGGAGUCUGAGGCGCUGGAGCAGAUUGAUGCCUGCCAAAACGAGAUCGACGCGCUGAACGAGAAGGCCAGCGAGGAGAUCCUCAAGGUGGAGCAGAAGUACAACAAGCUGCGGAAACCGUGCUACGAAAAGCGCAGUGAGCUGGUCAAGCGGAUACCCAAUUUUUGGGUAACCUCGUUUAUCAACCACCCGCAAGUAUCCGGCAUUCUGGACGAAGAGGAGGAGGAGUGCCUGCACGCACUCAACAAACUGGAGGUGGAGGAGUUCGAGGACAUUAAGUCGGGAUACCGCAUCAAUUUCCACUUCGACGAGAAUCCUUUCUUCGAGAACAAGGUGCUCACCAAAGAGUUCCACUUAAAUUCAGCGGCGGCUUCUGAGAACGGUGAUUGGCCCGCGUCCACCAGCACGCCCAUCAAAUGGAAGGAGGGAAAAAACCUGCUCAAACAGCUGCUGACGAAGCCCUAUGGCAACAAGAAGAAGCGAAACUCCGAGUACAAGACCUUCUUCGACUGGUUCUCGGAUAACACCGAUCCCGUCAACGACGAGAUCGCAGAACUGAUAAAGGACGAUCUUUGGCCAAAUCCACUGCAGUAUUAUCUGGUACCUGAUAUAGAGGUGGAGCCCGAAGACGAGGAAGAUAACGAAGAAAACGAGGAGGAGGCAUUCGACGACGAGGACGGAGAGGAUGGUGAGGGCGAGGAAGAAGACGAUGAUGAAGAUGAUAAGUAAACUAAAUAAUUACGUACAUGUAAUUUAAGUUUGCUCCCAAACGAAGGCCCAAAGUGUUUACAAACACUUUCAACUAUAGUUUCCCGUGCGGUUAUCCCACAUUCACAACUAAUUCAGAAAUAUUAGGUUUCGAUUUAAGUAAAAAAAAGUCAAACGUAUUUCUAUGGAAGAGUAAAACAGAAAACGAGAAUCAACAUGAAAACAUUUUAAAAAUAAUAAAUUAAAAAGACGUGAAUCGAAUCUCAAAA
This is a messenger RNA of Drosophila ficusphila, 1183 nucleotides long. RefSeq names its product protein SET (gene Set). The record is from RefSeq and is a predicted model, not a curated record. Gene Ontology annotation, molecular function: chromatin binding; histone binding. Gene Ontology annotation, biological process: nucleosome assembly. Lineage: Eukaryota; Metazoa; Arthropoda; Insecta; Diptera; Drosophilidae. Gene Ontology annotation, cellular component: nucleus; chromatin. Bases 132 to 935 code for a protein of 267 amino acids. The transcript is spliced from 4 exons.